Molecule: messenger RNA, 1926 nt
Organism: Pollicipes pollicipes
Lineage: Eukaryota; Metazoa; Arthropoda; Thecostraca; Pollicipedomorpha; Pollicipedidae
Product: acylcarnitine hydrolase-like
Exons: 3
Coding region: 49-1926 (625 amino acids)
Source: RefSeq, a predicted model, not a curated record
ACACCCGUCCCUCUCCCGCUCGGCACUGUUGUCCCUCGCACAGCGAAGAUGGCCGACCAGCUCCGGCGCGCGCCGGCGGUGCUGCUGAGUCUGACGCUGCUGCUGACCGCAGCGGCCGGCUACCCCGACGUGCAGUCCCGCCCGCUCGUCGCCACGCGAGAGGGCAUCGUCAGGGGCGUGGCGCGGCGCAGCGCCGCCGGCGGCCUCUUCUUCGGCUUCAAGGGGAUCCCGUACGCGCGCGCGCCGCUCGGGCCACUCCGCUUUCAACCGCCGCAACGCCACCCGGGCUGGGCGGACGUGCUGGACGGCCUCAAGCACGGCCGCACGUGUCUGCAGUACAACGCCUUUAAGAACAACAGUCUGGAGGGCGACGAGGACUGCUUGUUCGCCAACGUGUACACGCCGCAGCUGCCGGCGCUGGAGAGAGCCGUUGGAGGUUUGCCAGUCAUGGUUUUCAUACACGCCGGUGGCUUCACGAUGGGCAGCGGAGACGAGGAGAUAUACGGACCGAACUAUUUCAUGGACGAGGCUGUGGUGCUGGUGACCUUCAACUACCGACUUGGAUCGUUCGGAUUCUUCACGACACACGAUAAGAACGCUCCCGGCAACUACGGUUUGCUAGACCAGGUGCUGCUGCUGCAGUGGGUCCGGGAUAAUAUCGCCAGAUUAGGCGGAGACCCCGCUACGGUGACCGUUUUCGGCACGUCAGCGGGAGGAGCCAGUGUCUCGUUUUUGGUGCUGAGCCCCCUGGCGAAAGGCCUGUUCCACCGCGCCAUCAGCCAGUCGGUGCGUAAGGAACGCCCCCUCCGAGGAUCUCAUGGAGGCCAGAAAGAAAGUAAGGCUGCAGGAGGCGCUUUUCAUCCACGGGUGGACCACGAAUCGGAAUCGCCGUUUCUGCCAAAAGAUCCGCGAUAUCUCAUCAAGAAUGGGGAAUUCAACCUGGUUCCAUGGAUGAAUGGCAUUGCGGAAGAGGAAGGAGCACUGUAUGCUCGUUUUUUUCUCCAAAACAAAUCAGUGGCGGAAGGUGUGUCUUCAGGAAAUCCCAUCACAUGGGGCAUCCUAACUGGCUUGAUUAGCGAGUCCGGGGCCAUUCCACUGGACUGUGGAUCGGACUCAAACGUGGAGAUCGCCAAAGUGAUUGACUUCUACGUCGGCAAUGACACACUCAGCCAUACUAACACUCUGCCGUUCGUUCCAGCUAUAGGAGACCGAGUAUUUGUUGUUCCCAUGUCGGAGGAGGUGCGCCUCGCGUCACUCCACGCGCCGGUCUACAAAUACGUGCUGGAUUACAGAGGACCUGGUCGCCUCUCCCCCGCCGAGCUGUUUGGAAUUGAUGCACCGAUCAUGGAUCCCUCGCACGGCGAUGACUUGGUGUACCUGUUCAGCAACGCAAAGCAGGCAGCGUACCCAGCCGACUCGCCGACGUACACCAUGAUCCGCUUCAUGGUGAGCCUGUGGACGAGCUUCGCUCGCACCGGUCGGCCCAGCUCAACCGUCCUGCCGACGCCCGACUGGCCUGUCUUCACCGAGCACAGCCAGCGCCACAUGCGACUCGAUGCGGAGCCCUCAGUCGGGGAGCGGCUGUUCGAUGAGCGCGUGCGCUUCUGGCAGAGCGUCCGCAUAAACGAGGCCUGGCGGCACGAGGUGCAGACCAGCUGCCUGCCGAACGGGGCUGACAAUGAGAUGUACCCCGAGCGAGACGAGCGCGAGUGCGAUAUGAGCCAGCUGCACCGGUGUUCACACGACGCCACGGAUGUCACACUGGGAGACGAGCGCGAGUGCGAUAUGAACCAGCUGCACCGGUGUUCACACAACGCCCCGGAUGUCACACUGGGAGACGAGCGCGAGUGCGAUAUGAGCCAGCUGCACCGGUGUUCACACGACGCCACGGAUGUCACACUGGGAGACGAGCGUGAGUGCGAUUGA